AUGCCGACUCGAGCUACGAUUGAAAGCUUUAAACCCGUUCUCGUACGGAAGAGUAGAGUCAAGCUUCUCUUGAAGUUCCUGCUCGCCAAUAAUCCCCAUUAUCGGCGAGUUCCAGGAUUUAUGGGCUAUAGUGCAGACCGGCUCAACGCUUUGUUCGAGGGACAUAAUGAUGAAGGCGUUCCUAAAGCGGUUCACUUCGGGUUCCUUCCGUUCAAUGAAGGAAUUGACGCGGCGAUUUCGUCCUAUGUAGCUGGGUUGGACACGGCCUUUGAAGAGGAUAGUAGCGAAAUUCUCAUGGAGAAUACUGGUUACACAACAGGGGACCAUACAGCCAAAAGUUAUCGGCACAUGCAAACUGAUGCUGUAAAUAGAUGUCUUUCAGGAAAGCCCUUCCUAUCUUCGCGUUCGGGUGCUCGCCCUAUCCCAGAUUUCGGGAACCCGUAUAUGCUAUCUUGGAUGUUCCCGCAUUUGGAUCCUUGGGGGUUGGGAGGGUUCUAUCACCCACUUCGCACACGCUACGUGAGCAUGGAAGAACAACUGUCGCAUCUGCUUCAAAGGGAAGAUUCUACUUUCGAAAAAGAUCCCGAAUUUGCUUUCGUUUUCUACAACGUGUUGCGUAAGAAGAUGGUGAACACAUCCAUCCGAUUUCGAGCCCCUGUGGCAACAUAUUCACGCAUAGUCCGGGAUAUCCUGGAUAUCGAUCGCCAGGUACUCACUUCACUGAUUGAAAAGUUCAGAGUCAUGCCGUGGUACAAACCAGAAAUACCGGCUGAAAAACAGGUCCUCAGAGUGAUGGCCUCGAUCUCCCCUGUAGCCCGCCACGUUCCGGGGACAGUAGCUCAAAAGGUCAUGAUGAGAAACGAGAUAAGAGGUGUCAUCACACAACAGGGGCCCUCCUACUUUAAUUUGUUACAAUCAAUCCAUCGGACGUAG
Messenger RNA from Coprinopsis cinerea okayama7#130, 933 nucleotides. RefSeq lists its product as hypothetical. The coding region runs from base 1 to 933 and encodes 310 amino acids. The record is from RefSeq and is a predicted model, not a curated record. Lineage: Eukaryota; Fungi; Basidiomycota; Agaricomycetes; Agaricales; Psathyrellaceae. The transcript has a single exon.